AUGGGAGGCUUUGCAGAUGCAGCUGCCCCGAGUUUCUCCUUGCCAGCCGUGGUCAACCCCACCAUGUUCUUCGACAUUGCUGUUGAUGGUGAGCCCUUGGGCCAUGUCUCCUUCGAGCUGUUUGGGGAGAAAUUUGAUGAUGAGAAUUUCAUCCCGAAGCAUAUAGGUUCUGGCACCUUGUCUAUGGCAAAUGCUGGACCCAACACAGAUGGUUCCCAGUUUUUCACCUGCACCGCCAAGACUGAGUGGUCAGAUGGCAAGCAUGUGGUCUUUGGCAAAAUGAAAGAUGGCAUGAAUUGCCCGACAAUGAAUAUCGUGGAAGACAUGGAGUGCUUUGGGUCCAGGAAUGGCAAGACCAACAAAAAGAUCACCAUUGCCAUCUGUGGACAACUCUAA
This is a messenger RNA of Cynocephalus volans (Philippine flying lemur), 396 nucleotides long. RefSeq names its product peptidyl-prolyl cis-trans isomerase A-like. Gene Ontology annotation, molecular function: peptidyl-prolyl cis-trans isomerase activity. Gene Ontology annotation, biological process: protein peptidyl-prolyl isomerization. The coding region runs from base 1 to 396 and encodes 131 amino acids. The record is from RefSeq and is a predicted model, not a curated record. The transcript has 2 exons. Gene Ontology annotation, cellular component: intracellular membrane-bounded organelle. NCBI's taxonomy places the organism in Eukaryota, Metazoa, Chordata, Mammalia, Dermoptera, Cynocephalidae.